UGUUGGUAUGUUCCGGGACAAAGGUCGCGAGCUCUAAAACAACAUGGCGGCCUCGGUGUUUCUGAGGGAGAAACUUUUCAGAUCUUCAAAAACUCAGAAGUCAUGGAUCCACAGCUCGGUGUUCCUUCCCCAGGCCGGACCCCCCCCCCCAGGCCCGGUUCUUCCCUCCGUCUGAAAGCGCCAUGCUGCCCACAGGAAGCUUCAACAACAGAGUGGCCUUCAUCACCGGGGGGGGCACAGGGCUGGGCAGGGCCAUGACCACAACGCUGUCCCAGCUGGGGGCCCAGUGCGUCAUCGCCAGCAGGAAGCUAGAUGUUCUACAGCAAACAGCCGAGGAGAUCAGCAGCCAGACCGGGAACAAGGUCCACGCGGUGCAGUGUGACGUGAAAGACCCGGACGCCGUCGCUCAGUGUAUGGACCGGGUCGAGGCUCUGACGGGACUUCCUGAUGUGAUCAUCAACAACGCGGCAGGGAACUUUGUCUGUCCGUCAGAACGACUGACGCCAAACGGCUGGAAGAGCAUCACCGACAUUGUGCUGAACGGGACCGCCUUUGUGACCCUGGAGCUGGGCCGGAGGCUGAUCCAGAACCAGAAAGGCGCGUCCUUCCUGGCCAUCACCACCAUCUACGCAGAGUCUGGCUCUGGCUUCGUGGCUCCCAGUGCGUCGGCGAAGGCUGGAGUCGAGGCGCUCUACAAAUCUCUGGCGGCCGAGUGGGGUCGCUAUGGCCACCGGUUCAACAUCAUCCAGCCCGGACCAAUCAGAACCAAGGGGGCCUUUAGCCGUCUGGACCCGACUGGAGCCUUUGAAAAGGCGAUGAUCGGUCGGAUCCCAACGGGUCGCCUCGGGAUGCCCGGAGAGAUCGCUAACUUGGCGGCGUACAUGAGCAGCGACUUCGCUACCUGGAUGUCCGGAGCUGUGAUCCGGCUGGACGGGGGGGAAUACGUGUCGAUGGCUGGGGAGUUUAACGAGCUGCGGCGGGUGACCCCGGAGCAGUGGAAGAUGAUGGAGGCAAUGAUCAGAGGCACCAAAGGAUCCUAAACACUGCGACCAAUCAGAGCGCAGAGUUCCUGCAGAUGUCAUCAAUAUGAAACGAUAUUUUGAUCCGAUUGAUUUUAGCUUGUAGCAGUCAUGUGACUUACUGCCCAUGCUCAUUGAACACUUAUGAAACAAAUGAAACGCUUGCGUUUAUUCAGUGUUAGAUACCUUUUACAGUGUAUACUGCCCCACACACACACACACACACACACACACACAGUUCACUAAGCAUUUACUAACACCUGUGCUAUUGUUUGUUCAUCUGCUUCCAGUUGUAAAUUGCACCGGUCUCUAUGCAUAAUAAUAAUAAAAGGUUUUGGCAGUUUUACUGUUA
This is a messenger RNA of Eleginops maclovinus (Patagonian blennie), 1371 nucleotides long. RefSeq names its product 2,4-dienoyl CoA reductase 1, mitochondrial (gene decr1). Gene Ontology annotation, molecular function: 2,4-dienoyl-CoA reductase (NADPH) activity. The record is from RefSeq and is a predicted model, not a curated record. Gene Ontology annotation, cellular component: mitochondrion. The coding region runs from base 183 to 1040 and encodes 285 amino acids. Gene Ontology annotation, biological process: fatty acid beta-oxidation. NCBI's taxonomy places the organism in Eukaryota, Metazoa, Chordata, Actinopteri, Perciformes, Eleginopidae. The transcript has 9 exons.